Fomitopsis serialis is the source of this 2234-nucleotide messenger RNA. RefSeq lists its product as uncharacterized. The record is from RefSeq and is a predicted model, not a curated record. The transcript has 4 exons. Lineage: Eukaryota; Fungi; Basidiomycota; Agaricomycetes; Polyporales; Fomitopsidaceae. Bases 353 to 1924 code for a protein of 523 amino acids.
GAGCGAUGAUGUCCUCCGCCUCGCCGUGAACACGUUUCUGCUCCCAGCGAUAGUCUCAAAUCGUCCUCCGGGGUCUCCCCAUUUCCCCAUGACCUCAGGCCGGACGAGUCACAUAAUCAAGGUUAACUUUACUGACACUCGCGGGUAUUCCAGAUGACUGAAACCAGAGUAAUGCUUACUCCAAAGGAGGCAUUACGGACCGAAGCUUGUGAACUCGCUUCCGGCCACGAAAUUAACAUGUCGAGCUUAUAAGAAUACUCCCGUCCAGCGGGAUGCUCUUCUCCGCCCACCCCCUCGUAAGUUCCCAGACCGCUGAUUAUUUUUUGCUUUCUCUCCCUACUACGUGGCGUCCAUGACCGAAUACACGAGCAACUCCGAGGCCAUACGCGAGUACAUGUCCGCGCGGGAGCGGACAGCACAAUGGAUCCAGGCUCAUACACCCAACGGUACGGUGCCCGCCUUUGUGCCGCCAUCGUACCCCCCGUCCAUGAUCAGCGACUCUGACGCACCCAGCUAUGGUCCGAGUGACUCGGACGAGGAAAGCAGCCAUUCCCUGCCGCCACGUAUGGUGCUGCGCUACAACGAUGGGCGGGCUGACAUACCCAUCGCCACCGAAUACAACCCGCACAAUGGCACAUACUCGAGGCAGGCGCCGAAGAUGCGUAGUGCGGAGCCCCGCUCAAUCCCUACGCACCGACGGUCCAAGUCAGGACCAUACGCACAGCCCGCUGAGCGUGGACCAUCGCAUGUAGUGUCUCGUCACGCUCAGUCUCUUUCUUAUGCUAGCCAGCCAGUCGUCGAGCCCCGUGCUAUGCCGGAGCCGCCUCGCUCGCCCGAGAGUAUCGUUAUCCUUCCGUCUCGACAAGGAAGCCAGAACACGCAGUCCACUAGUCAGACAGCUGAAAGUCUACCCCCUUUCUCCCAGCCCUCGCAGCCCCAUCCUUCGUCGCAUACGUUUGACGCGGCACUGCAGGUUCCUCUGCCGCCGUCGACUAUCUCGCAAAUCCCGCAGCAGCCUAGCCGGUUUGGCAGCGCUUCACACCACUCUUCACACCCUUCACAGCACGGUAUCCUCACCGCCAAUCUCUCACCCCACUCUCAACCCGUGCCUGGACCGACACCGCGUGCUGCAACAUCAUUCGCGCACCAUGCGCCGUCGUCGCGUGUACAGUCGCAGCUCCCUUACCACUACUCGCCCCCCGCAAUCGUUUACGCGCCCUCGUCAAAACAUUCGAGAUCUCACUACGCGCCACCGGCAAUCGUGUACUCGCCCUCGGCGACUCAUCAUGCCCCGUCCCGCCACGCCCCCUCCAUGACAUAUAGCCACUCUGCACCUUUGCCGCAGGCUCCGCCACACCAGCGCGCAGGUUCGUCCGUGUACCACUCAGCGCAGGGGUCGUUGCGCUCUCGCCGUCCCGGAUCUGCCAUUCCGGAAGAGGACCCGCGCAUGGCUGGUCGCUACGACAGAAGUGUCGAUCGAGACCGUGGCCGCAGCCGCAGCCGUGGACGGAGCGUGGCUCGCACCCGCACGCCCGCAGAAAGCGUUAUGUACAUCGCCGAUCAUGAACUCCCCCCGGACGAGCCUCGCGCUCAAACACCCUCGGACUCUUUCGACGAUGAAGAUGAGGGUCGAACGCAAGCCUCCGGAAGCACUUACUAUGUCCUGCCUACGCCGGGGCAGAAGGUCAAACUUAUCGUCCCAGGCUCGGGUUCUAUCUACACCGCCACCUCAACCACGAAGUCCGGGCACUCCCCUCAAUCAGCGCACUCGGGUCCGAAGAAAGCGUUCUUCCAGCGCAUCUUCAGCAUCCCCAAGCUGUCGGGCUCCUCUUCGAGCUCGGAUGGACUGGGUAAGAGGAUCAGCCGGAGGCAUACCAUUGGAGGUGCUCAUAUGCGUGGAAGGAUGGGCCUCCCUCCGCGGUAAGGUGCGUCUGUGGCGCGUACCGCGGCCUUGGUGGCGCAAGUGGGGGCAAAGUCAUCGUAGGAGAAAAGCGGACAUCUGACCGCACCCAGCCGACGGGAAGGUGCUCUGAGACGGUCACGACGUGCUCAGAGUUUUUGACUUACAUACUGUACGCUGAUAGUCGAUGGAGGUUCCAAUUCAUUCUGUACGUCUACGUCUUCGGUACCACGUCCGUCGUUUUACAUACUUUAGGCUAUCGCAAGCCGCUUCGUGCUGACGGGACAUAGUACGUACACGACGGAUCAAUGAUAAGUGUAGUGGUGCAGCAUAA